CCCUCCCCCUCUUAACUUAAUUUGGGAAAAAUUGAUUGACCAAUAUGGAUAUAUGUAAAAUCGAUUUUGGAUAAACAAAACUUGCAGCAAUUUUAACCCCCCACCCCCAAACUAUUUGAUUUAAGUUUUUUUAUCCUACAUUGAUCUUUUGAUGUCAUCCCUAAGAAUGAAAAUAAAGUUAAAAUUUUAAUCGGCUAACCUCGGGGGACUCCGCUUCUCUCAGUCUAUAGUGUUAGAUGGAGGUACGGAAUCGGCCGAGUUGUGACGAACGAUUUCUGAUCCUGUUUGGGUAGCGAGAUUUCAGCGAGAUCACAACAUCAUUGCCGCCAUAUUUGAAAGAAAUUUUCCAAACGGCUUUCUAAUGAAUUUAUGCCAUGAAGCGUGUAAAAGUUACUACAUUUAAACAGUUAGAGUCUGCUGAUCAUGUUGAAGAUAGUGACACCGAAUUUGAAGAUGACUACAUUGAUGUUAGAAAUGCAAAGCGCAAAAUAGCCAGGAAACGUGAAAAAACAUCAAAUGUAUUAAAAGAUAAGGAGACAGACUUCAAUGUUAUUUGCAACCUUGUGAAUUCGCCAUGCUGUGAGAAAAAAUGUUUAAGCACCAGUAAUGUUCAGACAAUUCAGACCUGUAGAGCUAUGUUCUAUAAAAAGACACAAGAAGAACAGUCAGAUUUCAUUGAAAGAAACAUAAGGUGCAAUGAUGCCAGUUUAGAAGACAAACAGUUGACUUUUGUGCUGACUGGUAGGAGAGUAUGUGAAUAUGCAUGGAGGAUUGUGUAUGGCAUAAAAAGGAGGAGGUAUUACUACAUGAAAAAGAAAUGUAGGUCUACUAAUGAAGAUUUAGACAAUUCUGACAAAAGAUGUAGCCAACAAUACAAGAGUCGCCAGUACCUUGAAGCAAAGAGUUUUGUUACAGGUCUAUGCAAGAGAUAUGGUGAUGAUCAGCCUGAUAUUCUGGAAAUACAUUUGCCAUCAUGUCUCUCUAUACUACAAGUUUGGACAGAUUACAAAUCUUCCUGUGAGAAUUUAGGAUCACCCUAUUUAUCAUACCAGAGGUUCUAUGGAAUGUGGAUUGAAGAGUUUCCUCAUGUUAAGAUUCCAAAGUAUCAGAAGCUCAGCAAAUGUAAUGAGUGCGUAAUCUUUAAAGAGACCAUCAGCAAAAAACUGACAAAGAUCGAUUUGGGAGAGCUGAAGGACAAGAGAAGAGCACACUUGCUUCUUCAAGAAAUCUGCAGGGAAAAAUAUUAUAAACACAUAAAGAAAUCCAAAGAACAUCCAAGCAUGUACACUUCUGUUAUCAUUGACAAUAUGGAUCAGUCCAAAACCAAUCUACCAAGGUUUCCAUUACAUUUUAAGAAUGAAACAACACUUGAAAAAAUGCACCACCAUGUUACAGGUGUUUUAUGUCAUGGAUUAAAUAAGGCAUACACAUUUACAUGGACAGAUCAGUUUUCCUCUGAUUGUAAUAUCACAUUGAAUUGUUUGAUGUCUGGGCGAUGUAGCAACAGUAAGUAUCUAUUAUCAAGUUUAAAGUGA
Mytilus californianus (California mussel) is the source of this 1535-nucleotide messenger RNA. RefSeq lists its product as uncharacterized. The record is from RefSeq and is a predicted model, not a curated record. Bases 375 to 1535 code for a protein of 386 amino acids. Lineage: Eukaryota; Metazoa; Mollusca; Bivalvia; Mytilida; Mytilidae. The transcript has 9 exons.